AUGAUAAGGUUUAUUCUAGUCCAGAACAGACAGGGUAAAACUCGCCUUUCAAAAUGGUAUGUGCCCUACGAAGACGAGGAAAAGAUAAAGUUAAAAGGUGAAGUGCAUCGCCUAGUUGCGCCGAGAGAUCAGAAGCAUCAGUCAAACUUUGUCGAGGUGAGGAGUAGUGACCGAGUGUUUUUUGGUGAUUGGCGAGAGGGAUGGACCGCUGUUGCCGUCAAGGAGAAUAAGAACGAAUCAUUGAGUUUAUAUCGUCGGUACGCCGGUCUGUUCUUUUGCGUGUGCGUCGAUGCAAACGAUAACGAAUUGGCGUAUCUGGAAGCCAUACAUUUCUUUGUCGAAGUGCUCGAUGCAUUCUUUGGAAACGUGUGUGAAUUGGAUUUGGUUUUUAAUUUUUACAAGGUGUAUGCUAUUUUAGAUGAAGUAUUCUUGGCGGGUGAGAUUGAAGAGACGAGUAAGAAUCUCGUCUUGACAAGGUUGGAUCAUCUGGACAAGCUAGAAUAG
This is a messenger RNA of Paraglomus occultum, 504 nucleotides long. The record is from the annotation of a GenBank genome assembly. Lineage: Eukaryota; Fungi; Glomeromycota; Glomeromycetes; Paraglomerales; Paraglomeraceae.